GUCUUUGAAGAAUGUCCUCUCACUCGCUGGAAGAGUCGGAGAAAUCAGCAAAUGUCCGUGGAUUCAGAACACUUGAUUCAAGUCCCAGCGAAAUGGGAAUGUCAAAAAAAACUCUGGAGAAGCUGGAAAACCAGCUCACCGUGGAGGAUAUAAUGAGGUUGCAGGAUGUGCUCAUGCCACCAGGUUUAAAAGCGUUUGUGCCAGUUAAUAGGAAGGCCUUCAUCGACAGGUUGGUCACAGCCCUUGGAUGUGGCGCUGAAGAGGAAUAUGGUGACCUGUUUGACCGAAUCGACGUGACCAGAGAUGGCUUUGUUGACUGGGACAAAGUUACGACCUUCAUGCUGUUGGGUCAUUAUGAGAAAGAAGAGCGUGUGAAGACAUCGGUCGUCCCCCAGUGGGGAGAUAUCGUGUACCUUCCAUCGCAUCACAAGGAGCCCAUACAAAGUAUAGUCCACCUGACCAACUCUCACCGUUACCUCAGUAUCAGCAAAGAUGGGUGGAUGAGCGUUUGGGGGGAAAACCUGAAGCUGCAGAAAACAUUACGAGUCGCCACCGACUCCGUGAGGUUGCGGGACCUUUGGGUAACGAGUAUGAUCUUCAUGGCUAAUGUAAACAAGAUAGCUGUUGCAUUUACCAGUAAGGAGAUUUGCUUCUACGAUCCAAAUUCCAAAGAAGAAUUUUCCUGGCAGUAUAAACUCCAUGGCUUAUGCCAUAUUCUGAUUUGUAUGCAUUAUUGGUACAACCCAGAAGAUGGAAAUGAAGCCAUUCUCACCUUUGGAGAUGUUUCUGGUGAGGUCAAUGCUAUUUGUUUUACUUCAGCUUUAAUUUCUCUCUUUGAGAGACCUGUCACUUCUACAGAGGAGCAGGAGACGACCGUCGCUAUCAGCUGGCUGGAGCUGCUCAGAGGAACUCACAAGUGUUGCUUCACAUUGAACCACAAGGGCCAUAGUAAAGAAUGGGUCAGGCAAGUGAGUUACUUUUCCAAUUUGGAAGCUUUCAUUUCUUGCGCUACCACUGACAUCAACACAAUAGUCUUGGGCUGGAAAGAAAAAGGAACGACAACACUCAAAGUCACUGCUUUCCAUGUUACUGAGGGUGUUAAUGCAUUUGAUUACCAUCCUGGACUCAACUUAAUUGCUUCUGCUGCUGCAGACCAUCAUAUCUACCUCUGGAACCCCUACCUCAAGUCUAGACCCACUGGCAUUUUGCGUGGUCACCAAGCCAGUGUCCUCACUGUACAAUUUAGUAUCUCACGAAAACAACUCUUUAGUUUUUCAAAGGACAAGAUUUUACGAAUUUGGGACAUGCACCAUCAGCUUUGUGUCCAGCGACUUGCUGGGAUUUUUCCAAAGCCUCUGGAAUUCCAAACAAUUCUGUAUUUCAAUGAACUUCUGGGUCACCUGUUCACCACUUUCAACAGCCAGUUGACCUUGUUGGAAAUGAAACAAGAAGUUGGCAAUUGCCUAACGAGUCAUGAGAAACCGGUUACCUGUGUACUUUAUAAUUCUCACUUCAAGCAGGUGAUCAGCUCGGACGUUGGAUCGACAGUAAUUAUCUGGAUGAUAGAAACUGGUCAAAAACUAAAACAAUUUACCAGGUGUCACGGCAAUUCUGAGAUCACAACGAUGGCCCUGAACGACACUGAAACGAGAUUAUUCACUGCAAGUGUUGACGGAACAGUGAAGAUUUGGGAUUUCAAUGGGCAUUGUCAUCAUAAACUGAAUGCAGGAAUGGACCAGGCAGCUGAGAUCUCUCAGAUCUUGAUACUAAAAAGGAGUAUAUUGAUACUUGGCUGGGAAAGUAAGAUUACUGUAUUCCGAAUGGACACCCUGACUGAGUUACUAGUCCAGCCUUCAAAAUGGAAGGGCAAGGCACAACAUCACAAUGAUAUCCUUUGUGCAGCGUUUUUACCACCGCAAACACUGGCCACAGGCAGCUACGAUGGAGAGAUCGUAAUAUGGAAUAAUAAUUCUGAAAACGCAUCGAGUAGAUUUCAUCCAUGUCUCAAUCAAACAUUGCAGCUCAGAUCAGGUAAACUUAGUGCCUACUAUAUAAUUUUUCUUGUAUCUUGUAGGUCCAUAACUUCUAGGACAGAAUUAGGCCAUCAAGUCCACUUCUCCAUUCAAUCAUGGCUGAUCUAUCUUUCCCUCUUAAACCUCAUUUUCCUGCCUUCUCCCCAUAGCGAUCAACAGCAAGAUAGUCAAACACAAGGAAAUGUUUCCACAGGUUCAAGUGGAUCGCCAUUGUUUAGCGCUGACGAUGAAGAUAAUAAAUAUAGCUACGUGAUUACCAGGAUGUUCUUUUUAGAGAACAGAAGGAACACUUUGACAACGGGCGGUGCUAACCUCGUGACCUGCGGUGCGUCUGGAGUUGUCCGGUUCUGGAACUCAUUUAAAUGCCAGCUCCUGUCUGAGUUUGACGCACACGCUGAUGCAUUGUCCAUCGUGAUGGCGGUCGACAAGAAGAAUAGCUUCCUUAUCACGGGAGACGUGAACGGCUGCAUUAAGAUUUGGAAUAUCGAGGACUACUGCCUGAAUUACAGUGAUGUCGUCAUGACACAACUCCCACCAAUGGUGGCUGCAAUACAACCUCAUUCAGAUUGUGUAAACCACCUUGAAACGUGUACACAAGACGGCCAAUUGCUCAUUCUCUCUGCGGCAGCCGACUGCAGUCUCGUUCUCAGUUACAUUUCUGGAUCAAUAAUUGGUGUAUUUGGACAGGAUGAACAUUGGCGGAUUGGUAAAUGUUCGCCGCCCCCCGUGAUAAAGUUGCCCCCCAAAGAAGAGAAGACCCCCAAUCAGAAACCCAAGAGAAGUAAAGUGUGUCCAUCAGUGACCAUAGACGAUGCCUCUCUUAUGGAGGAGGAUAUUGAUUCAAACAGCAGGGUGGAUAUAUGGCAAACUACAGUAUUGGGCAAAACAUUUAGGGAAAGCAGAAUCCAGAGAAGACCGAGACCUCAGCUCUGUACUUGGGAGAAAGUACAGAGCCCAAUUGGGACAUUCAGUUCCCUGCAUAUGGAAGAUUUGGAGAAAAUUAUAGACUUGACAAAGCCAGACUUUCUGCAGAACCCCCAUAAAUAUUUCGAUGGGAAGACGGAGGAGGAUUAUAACGAGAAACAGAUAUUUCCUACAGCUCCUGAAACUUUAAAAGUAGCUUUUGAUGAGAAGAGCCUGUUUCCUAAAGAGUUGCUGGAUCGUGAAAAAAAAAUAAACCUCCUGCACAAGGAAGAUUUAAAUGUAAUAAAAGCAAAAGCAAAUGGGGACGGGCCCAGACUGAAAGCAAGACAACUCCAAGAGAUUGCUCCAGAAAACAAGCUGGGGAAGCGGUAACAUUUAUAUCCAGAAGAAGAGAGUACUAUAAAGUAGAAGAACUUAAAGAAAUCCUUUCCUUAAAUCGCACUUCAUUGAACAUAACUACUAUGAAUGAAUUAAGUUAAUCAAACGUCUUCGAUCAUUUCAUGUGAAAAUGAAUAUUGUUACUUUCUGAUGAU
Leucoraja erinaceus (little skate) is the source of this 3490-nucleotide messenger RNA. RefSeq names its product WD repeat-containing protein 49-like. Lineage: Eukaryota; Metazoa; Chordata; Chondrichthyes; Rajiformes; Rajidae. The record is from RefSeq and is a predicted model, not a curated record. The transcript has 19 exons. The coding region runs from base 12 to 3329 and encodes 1105 amino acids. Gene Ontology annotation, molecular function: calcium ion binding; protein binding.